GGCUUAUUGGCUUAUUGGCUAUUGCCGCUGUAACAACGAAAGCAAGAGUUGAAUUUGGAGUUACGGAUGCAACAUGGGGAGGGUGUUUCUGGUGGACCUCGAAGGCAAGGCUUACCGAUGCAGAUUCUGCGAGAGCGCUCUUGCUCUUGCCGGCAACAUUAUCUCUAGGAAUUUCAAUUGCAAUCGAGGGAGGGCAUACCUUUUCAGCAAUGUGGUAAAUAUAACACUUGGACAUCAGGAAGAGAGGCUGAUGACUUCUGGUUUUCAUACUGUAGAAGAUAUUUUCUGCUGCUGCUGUGGACAAUAUGUUGGUUGGAAAUAUGUGGCAGCACAUGACAAUAACCAAAAAUACAAGGAAGGGAAGUUUGUUCUUGAAAGAUGGAGGAUAGUUGAGGAGGUCACAGAGGAAUUCAAUUUGGAUGCUCUCCCUAGUUCGAGUGAUGCAGAAAAUCCAUAGAAAGUUGCUGUUUUUGAUUCAAAAUGAAAUACUAGAUACUAGAUUCUAGAAAAUAUAGUUUAUAUAUCAUUACUGGAGUCUCACAGCCAAGAAUCGGGUGACGCAGGUGGAUGGCAUUUUGACCACCAAUGUUGUUAUUAUCAUUCCCAUAUAUUUUGGAAACUUCUUUGAGAAGUUACUUAGAAUGAAUCAAACUAAAUAGUUUUGAUGUCA
Alnus glutinosa is the source of this 670-nucleotide messenger RNA. RefSeq names its product protein yippee-like At5g53940. Gene Ontology annotation, cellular component: ubiquitin ligase complex. The transcript is spliced from 5 exons. The coding region runs from base 74 to 457 and encodes 127 amino acids. NCBI's taxonomy places the organism in Eukaryota, Viridiplantae, Streptophyta, Magnoliopsida, Fagales, Betulaceae. The record is from RefSeq and is a predicted model, not a curated record.